Chrysochloris asiatica (Cape golden mole) is the source of this 843-nucleotide messenger RNA. RefSeq names its product keratin-associated protein 10-6-like. Lineage: Eukaryota; Metazoa; Chordata; Mammalia; Afrosoricida; Chrysochloridae. The coding region runs from base 1 to 843 and encodes 280 amino acids. The record is from RefSeq and is a predicted model, not a curated record. The transcript has 3 exons.
AUGACUGACACCUGCUACUCCGGAACCUAUGUUCCAGCUGCAUCCACCACAUCUGUCUGCUCCAGCGAAAGGAGCUACAGCAGCCGUGUCAGUCUGCCCAGUGACUACCCUUGCUCCUCCUAUGAGGUGGACAACUGCCAGGAGAGCUACUGCGAGCCGCCCUGCUUCUUCCUGCUGUGUCCCCUCCUGCCCCCAGUCUAUCUGCUGUGUCCCCACCUGCUCCGAGUCCUCCUGCUGUGUCCCCUCCUGCCCCCAGUCCUCCUGCUGUGUCCCCUCCUGCCCCCAGUCCUCCUGCUGUGUCCCCACCUGCUCCGAGUCCUCCUGCUGUGUCCCCUCCUGCCCCCAGUCCUCCUGCUGUGUCCCCUCCUGCCCCCAGUCCUCGUGCUGUGUCCCCUCCUGCCCCCAGUCUAUCUGCUGUGUCCCCUCCUGCUCCGAGUCCUCCUGCUCUGUGGGUCCAGCCCCUGCCAAUCCACCUGCACUAGCUCCUGUGAGCCUUCCUGCUGCCAGCAGUCUAGCUGUCAGUCAUCCAGCUGCACAUCCUCCCCCUGCCAGCAGGCCUGCUGUGUGCCUGUCUGCUUCAAGCCCAUCUGCUGUGUGCCUGUGUGCUGUAGGGCCUCCUCCUGCUCAUCUUCCUCAUGCUGCCUUCCCUCUCCCUGUGCCCUCUCUUGCUGCAAACCCUCCUCUUCCGUGUCCCUCAUCUGCAGCCCUGUGUGCAAGCCUGCCUGCUCUGCUCCUGCCUCAUCCUGCUGUGCCCCCGCAUCCUCCUGUGUGUCCCUGCUCUGCCGCCCCAUGUGCCACCCAGUCUGCUGUGACCCCUCACCUGGCCAGAAGUCCACCUGCUGA